AUGCUUCAUAAAAUGUUAAAUCAACAAGAAGAAGAAGAGCAAUCUUCUAUUGCUUCUGUUUUCAACAGAAAAAUAAAAACAACAGAAAAUACAAUUUUUAAUCACCACCAACAGCAACAGCAACAACCAAACAAAAAUCCAAAACCUUUAAAAAAUACAACAAAAACACCAAAAAUUAUCUCAUUGUCAUUCCCCUUAUUCUUCUUAUUCACCAUACUAGUAGUAGUAAUUUUGCCAUCAUCAACCAAUUGUUCGUCGUUGGAAUCUUCUUUUGAAGGAGUACCUUCAAGUAGAAUUAUUGGAUAUCCUUUUAUUUCGUUUGAAGAAAAUAAUAGAGGAGGAGGAGGAAGUUUUGAGGACCCAAAUAAUAAUUAUGAGGAUAUUAUUGAAAAUAAAAAGAAAUCACAAAGACAACGACGACUUUUACAACAAUUAGUAGCUAAUGAAUUGGUUGCAGCAACAGCUGAAGGAGAUGAUAAUGAUGAUCCUACUUAUGGACAAACAUUUCGUGGGGCGAAGAGAACUAAAGGUGAAUAA
Messenger RNA from Meloidogyne enterolobii, 537 nucleotides. The record is from the annotation of a GenBank genome assembly. Lineage: Eukaryota; Metazoa; Nematoda; Chromadorea; Rhabditida; Meloidogynidae.